AUGGCGGGUGGUCACAUGAAAUAUCGCCAACUCUCGCGCACGAGCGCGCACCGACAAGCCUUGCUUCGGAACCUCGUCACCUCCCUGAUCAAAAACGAAGCCAUCCACACAACCUGGCCGAAGGCCAAAGAAGCCCAGCGCCUCGCCGAGAAGCUGAUCACGCACGCAAAAAAGAACGACGAGGUCGCGCGGCGCAAGGCACAGGCCAUUCUAUACGAAGAUCUUCAGACGCCGCACGAGCUGAUGCCAAAGCUGUUUGGCGAGAUCCGUGAGCGGUAUUUGAAUCGUCCCGGCGGGUAUACCCGCGUGCUGCGCACCGAGCCGAAGAAUCGGGCUGAUCAGGCCCCCUCGGCGAUUCUGGAGCUGGUCGACGGGCCGAAGGAUAUGCGGUUUUACAUGACCGCUGCGACGGUGGCUCGCGAUCGUCGGCUGGGUAAGCCGCACACUGAUUUGACGCUCAAGAAUAUCGAGAAGGUUACGCGGUACCGGCAGAACGGCAAGGAGGAAUUCGAGAAGCUGGUCGAGAAGAUUUAUCAGAUGAAUCUGUGCGACCCCAUUGCCGCGGCUACGGCUGCUGUUGCAUCUGAGUAA
Molecule: messenger RNA, 591 nt
Organism: Thermochaetoides thermophila DSM 1495
Lineage: Eukaryota; Fungi; Ascomycota; Sordariomycetes; Sordariales; Chaetomiaceae
Product: mitochondrial 54S ribosomal protein bL17m
Exons: 2
Coding region: 1-591 (196 amino acids)
Biological process (GO): translation
Cellular component (GO): mitochondrial large ribosomal subunit; ribosome
Molecular function (GO): structural constituent of ribosome
Source: RefSeq, a predicted model, not a curated record